AUGGAACUGCUGAAUACAGAUGCACAUCUUUUUGGAUCAUAUGCUGGAGUACUCGAAGGCAUUUUUACGGGCGAAUUUUCAGGUGAAGCUCAAGGGGAACUCAUUAUUGAAAAUAAUAUCGUUUUCAAAGGCAAUUUAAAUGGAAAAAUUUCUGGUAAAUUUGUAGGAAGGCUUAUUGGAAAAGGUACAGGAGAAUUUAAAGGUCAUCUUGAAGCCGAAUUUGAAGGACAAAAGUUACAAGACUAG
This is a messenger RNA of Trichomonas vaginalis G3, 246 nucleotides long. RefSeq lists its product as uncharacterized. NCBI's taxonomy places the organism in Eukaryota, Parabasalia, Trichomonadida, Trichomonadidae. The transcript has a single exon. The record is from RefSeq and is a predicted model, not a curated record. The coding region runs from base 1 to 246 and encodes 81 amino acids.